AUGGCAGGCUGGUUCUCUUCAACGUCGCCGCUCGAUGAGCAAAUCGAGCGGGCGACAGCUUCCUCCCUGGAAGACAUUGCUCUCAACCUCGAGAUAUCAGACAUGAUCAGGUCAAAGAGCGUGCAGCCCAAAGACGGAAUGAGAUCUUUGAAACGACGACUCGAGAAUAGAAAUCCCAACAUCCAACUGGCGACAUUAAAGUUGACCGAUACGUGUGUUAAAAACGGAGGCACUCACUUCCUUGCCGAAAUCGCCUCUCGCGAAUUCAUGGAUAAUCUUGUCUCGCUGCUGAAAUCCGAAGGAGCCCCCCUAAACGCCGACGUCCAGGGGAAGAUGUUGGAGCUUAUUCAGAACUGGGCCAUGGCUGCACAGGGCCGCAUGGACUUGACGUAUCUGGGGGAGACAUAUCGCAAACUACAAGGCGAAGGAUACCAGUUCCCCCCAAAGACAGAAAUGAGUGGCAGUAUGUUAGAGAGUAGCGCUCCCCCAGAGUGGAUCGACUCCGAUGUAUGCAUGCGCUGCCGAACUCCUUUCAGUUUCAUGAAUCGAAAACACCACUGCCGGAACUGCGGCAAUGUUUUCGACGCUCAGUGUUCAAGCAAGACUAUUCCCCUACCGCAUCUUGGAAUCUUGCAGCCAGUCAGGGUAGAUGACGGGUGUCACGCCAAAUUGACCUCUCGGUCAUUUGCACCACCCGGGAUCUCAGAUCGGUCCGCGUUCAAAAAUAACUCCAUUAGCAAGUCCAAUACAAUGGAGCCUCGUGCUGCUAAAGCAGAUACAGGUUUUGAUGAGGACUUGCGUCGAGCUUUGCAAAUGAGUCUUGAUGAAGCUGAGGGAAGAGGUUCCUCAGGGUUUGUGCCCCAGACAGGUAACGCUCCAAAACCAACUAAGGCUGCCUCUGGGCCGGAAGUUGUGGAUGAGGAAGAUGCAGAUCUCAAGGCUGCGAUUGAAGCGUCGCUGCGUGACAUGGAGCAACAUAAACAAAACCAUGCUGCCGCAUUGAAAAAUGUUCCUAGCUCGGGAUCUACGCUUCGCGAUGCCUCUAGCACGCCAGUUGCACUGCCAAAAAAUCCAUACGAACUGACCCCAGUUGAGGCUGAGAAUAUUCACCUUUUCUCCACACUGGUAGAUCGGCUCCAGCAUCAACCUCCGGGUACAAUUCUUAGAGAGCCGCAGAUCCAAGAGCUAUAUGAAAGCAUUGGUGCACUUCGACCAAAGCUGGCUCGAAGCUAUGGGGAGACCAUGAGCAAGCAUGACACUUUGUUAGAUCUCCAUGCCAAGCUCUCUUCGGUUGUACGUUAUUACGAUCGCAUGCUGGAAGAGCGUCUGACCAAUGCCUAUUCGCACCACACUCUUGGCCACGGAGCUGUUCCGGGGGCGGCACCGUAUCCCAAUCUUCAGCCAGGGUUCUCCGGUCACGCUCCCGAUCUCAAGGCCGGAGCCGAGAAUUUCUAUUAUGGAAAUCAAAUAGACAACUCUCGCCCAUCUACUACCAUGUAUGCAUCUCACCAGCCGAAUGCCGAUGGAUUCCCCGGAAGUCCCAGCGCUGUCCAGAAUCCCUCUUACCCACCGCAGGGCCAAUACGGAGGUCCGAUGAAUGAACCUCACAGUCACACAUGGGGUGGAAACCCAUACCCUUCUCUUGGAUCACCCCCACCCAGCAACCCCGUUCCAAACCAAUAUACCACUGCUCCGGUACCAAGUGCUCCUGGCCAAUAUUAUGCAGGACCGCAUGAAUCAGAUUCAGCCCAAUCACCUAGUACGGCACACCCAUACCAGCCGUCUCCUAUAAUGCGCCGGGAUUCUCAAUAUCAUGCCAAUGCGCCCCCCGGUCCUUCUCCCUCCCCCUGA
Messenger RNA from Penicillium bovifimosum, 1851 nucleotides. It is a transcript of the gene vps27, whose product is annotated as ESCRT-0 subunit protein VPS27. Gene Ontology annotation, biological process: protein transport to vacuole involved in ubiquitin-dependent protein catabolic process via the multivesicular body sorting pathway; protein targeting to vacuole. The coding region runs from base 1 to 1851 and encodes 616 amino acids. The transcript is spliced from 5 exons. The record is from RefSeq and is a predicted model, not a curated record. Gene Ontology annotation, molecular function: ubiquitin binding; phosphatidylinositol-3-phosphate binding; metal ion binding. NCBI's taxonomy places the organism in Eukaryota, Fungi, Ascomycota, Eurotiomycetes, Eurotiales, Aspergillaceae. Gene Ontology annotation, cellular component: ESCRT-0 complex.